This is a messenger RNA of Trichomonas vaginalis G3, 1197 nucleotides long. Its product is annotated as malic enzyme. Lineage: Eukaryota; Parabasalia; Trichomonadida; Trichomonadidae. The coding region runs from base 1 to 1197 and encodes 398 amino acids. Gene Ontology annotation, molecular function: NAD binding; malate dehydrogenase (decarboxylating) (NAD+) activity. The transcript has a single exon. The record is from RefSeq and is a predicted model, not a curated record.
AUGUCUGUCAAGAAAGACUACGCAUCUCUCUCAGUCGCUGCCCACAAGGAAUGGCGUGGCAAGAUCGAAACAGUUGCUCGCUGCAAGGUUGAGGAUAAGGAUGAUCUCUCCAUCGCUUACUCCCCAGGUGUUGCUCAGCCAUGCCUUGAAAUCCAGAAGAACCCAGCUCUCUCCUACGAACUUACACGCCGCUGGAACACAGUCGCUGUCAUUACAGAUGGUACAGCCGUUCUUGGCUUAGGCGAUAUCGGACCAGAAGCCGGUAUGCCAGUUAUGGAAGGCAAGGCUUUGCUCUUCAAGCGCUUCGGUGAUGUCGAUGCUAUCCCACUUUGCGUUCGCUCCAAGAAUGUUGAUGAUAUCGUCAAGGUUGUUUCCCUCAUCGCUGGUUCCUUCGGUGGUGUCAACCUCGAAGAUAUCUCUGCUCCACGUUGCUUCGAAAUCGAGAAGAAGUGCCAGGAAAUCUGCGAUAUCCCAAUCUUCCACGAUGAUCAGCACGGCACAGCUAUCGUUACACUCGCUGCUCUUCUCAACGCUCUCAAGCUCGUCGGCAAGAAGAUCGAAGAUGUCAAGAUUGUCACAUCUGGCGCUGGUGCUGCUGGUAUUGCUAUCAUCAAGCUUCUCGUUGCUGUUGGUGUCAAUCCAAAGAACGUUAUCCUUACAGAUCGCCAGGGUGCUAUCUACAAAGGCCGUUCUGGCUUGAACGACAUCAAGGUCGAGAUGGCUGAGAUCACAAACUCCGAGCUCAAGCAAGGCACACUCGGUGAUGUCAUCAAGGGCGUUGAUGUCUUCAUCGGCGUUUCCGCUCCAAAGACACUUACACAGGAGAUGGUCAAGUCCAUGGCCGAAAAGCCAAUCGUUUUCGCUAUGGCUAACCCAAUCCCAGAAAUCAUGCCAGAGGAAGCUAAGGAAGCUGGCGCCAUCGUUGUUGGCACAGGCCGUUCUGAUUAUCCAAACCAGAUCAACAACGUUCUUGCCUUCCCAGCUCUCUUCCGUGGUGCUCUCGAUGUCCGCUCUUCCCGCAUCACAAACGAGAUGAACAUCGCCGCUGCCCGCGCUAUCGCUUCCCUCGUUUCCGAUGCUGAACUUACACCAGAAUAUAUCCUUCCAAAGCCAUUCGACCCACGUAUCAAGGAGACAGUUUCAAAGGCUGUUGCUGCCGCCGCUAUCAAGUCUGGUGUUGCUCGCAUCCAGCAAUAA